This is a messenger RNA of Fusarium proliferatum ET1, 627 nucleotides long. RefSeq lists its product as uncharacterized. Lineage: Eukaryota; Fungi; Ascomycota; Sordariomycetes; Hypocreales; Nectriaceae. The coding region runs from base 1 to 627 and encodes 208 amino acids. The record is from RefSeq and is a predicted model, not a curated record. The transcript is spliced from 3 exons.
AUGGUGUCAGCACCUCUUCUACACUGCAACGGCGAUUGCGUGGCAAUCAGGUUGUAUGAUAAGCCCGACGAUUUAGAGGAUCUUCGAUGGCUGGUCAGCUGCGACGACUCCAUCGGUGUUUCAACCAGUAUCAGCACGUUAUUCUUAGACGAUCCAAUAGAUUGGGACACCGCGACCGAAACCGCGACCGAAACCUCGACCGAAACCACGACAACUACAAGCGAGUCAUCGACCUCUGAGUCUGUGGGCGAAUCUUCAACGGACAUCGAGAUCAGCUCAUUCACCACAUUUCCGUCAAGUACAUCGGAACCAGAGGAGCCAGAGAGUCCUACCAAUGGAGAGACCAAAGGCAGUGAUGGGCCUAGUGGAGGUGUCAUUGCUGGUGCUGUCGUCGGUUCAAUCGCAGGCGUAGCCCUCAUUGUCGGUGUCGUCAUCUUAGCUUUCAGGAUGGGAAGAAGAAGCCGAGACGAUGGCGAAAGGCCAGGUGGCGGCAUCAGAGAUUCAUUGAGGUCUGUACCAAUGCCAACUAGGGCCUUCCAAGAACCCGAGCCCAAGCCACCUGUUCCGGUCAUCCAGCCAGUAUUUGUACAAGAUAGCCAACCAUACCACAAUAAUAGUGAGAAAUAG